Molecule: messenger RNA, 2535 nt
Organism: Funneliformis caledonium
Lineage: Eukaryota; Fungi; Glomeromycota; Glomeromycetes; Glomerales; Glomeraceae
Source: the annotation of a GenBank genome assembly
UUAGAAAAUAAUCCGAAAGAAUUAUAUAUCUUACAUGAUGGACCACCGUACGCUAAUGGAAAUUUACAUAUUGGACAUGCUUUAAAUAAAAUAUUAAAAGACAUUAUAAAUAGAUACAAAGUAUUAAAUGGGCAUAAAGUCAAUUAUAUUCCAGGAUGGGAUUGUCAUGGCUUGCCAAUUGAAUUAAAAGCCCUAACAGAACUAAAAGAAUAUGAAGUUAAACAAUUACAAGUAUUUCAUGAGUUGUUGAAGAAAGGAUAUAUUUAUAGGCAAAAUAAACCCGUAUACUGGUCUCCCUCCUCAAGAACAGCAUUAGCUGAAGCAGAGUUGGAAUAUAAGGACGACCAUCAAAGCAGAUCUGUUUAUGUAAAGUUUCCUAUGAUCAAUUCAACCCUGGAUUUACCAAUUGUGCCAAGAGAUAAUUUACAUGUAUUAAUAUGGACAACAACUCCAUGGACUCUUCCUGCAAAUCAGGCAGUUGCGAUAAAUCCGAAUAUGGAAUAUUCAAUUGUCUGUCCAACGAAUGUUGACCACAAUACAUCAACUAUACACUAUUAUAUAGUCGCAGCUAAAAGAAUAGAUGCAUUGCAAAAAGUUCUUGGCACAGAAUUAAGUGUAAAAUCUACAUUCGAAGGUCGGAAACUCGUUGGGGCAACUUAUAUGCAUCCAAUAAAUAUGCAACAAUGUAAGAUCAUUGAAGCUUCUCAUGUAACUGAAGAAUCCGGUACAGGAUUGGUUCAUAUAGCACCAGGUCAUGGAAUGGAAGAUUAUGAAACGUGUAAAAAACUAUCUGUUCCAAUAAUUUGUCCAGUUGAUGAAUUUGGAAAUUUUAAUUCUGAAGUAGGUAAUCCUACAUUUGAGGGAAAAUUUGUAUUAACAAAUGGGACAUCAGCUGUAAUAGAAUAUUUAAAAGAAAAUAAUAAUUUAAUUAAAGAAGUAAAAUUUAUACAUAAAUAUCCUUAUGAUUGGAGAACAAAAAAGCCAAUUAUUUUAAGAGCUACUGCUCAAUGGUUUGCUAACGUCGGAGCCAUUAAACAAAAAGCCAUUGAGUCACUUCAAGAGGUUAAAAUGGUACCUGAAGCUGCACGAUAUCGAUUGGAACAGUUUACUUUAUCACGUAGUGAAUGGUGUAUUUCGCGUCAAAGAUCCUGGGGAGUUCCUAUACCUGUACUUUACGAAACAGAGACGGAUAUUCCUUUGUUGACAGAUUCUUCUAUAAAACACAUAAUCGAAAUUGUUAAGGAACAUGGAUCAGAUGGGUGGUGGGAAAUUAAUGAAAAAGACUUGCUUCCCCCCGAGUAUAAGAACAAUGGUAAAACGUAUAGAAGAGGGAAUGAUACGAUGGAUGUAUGGUUUGACAGCGGAGUCUCUUGGACUUAUAUCUUAAAAAAAUUCAAAAGGGAAGAUUCCAAGGCAAUUUCAGAUCUAUAUGUAGAAGGAAGCGAUCAGCAUCGCGGAUGGUUUCAGUCAUCUUUGCUAACCUCUAUUGCUGUAAAUAAUAAAGCUCCUUACUCAGCUUUGAUUACACAUGGAUUUGUUAUGGAUGAACAGGGUCGAAAAAUGUCAAAAUCAAUAGGAAAUGUGGUGGAUCCCAAUACUAUCAUUAAAGGAGGAAAGAACAUUAAAAAAGACCCGGCAUACGGAGUAGAUGUACUUAGAUUAUGGGUUGCGUCAUCAGAGUACAUUAAAGAUGUCAACAUAGGGAACACUGUUAUGAAACAAGUUGGAGAAAACAUUCGGAAAUAUCGUAAUACAGCGAGAUUUAUGUUGGGCAACUUGUAUAAUUUUAGAUAUGAUCAAUUGGUUGAUUAUGAAGAACUUUAUCCCACCUUUUAUGACGAUUAUACCUUUAAUAAAGUUAUUCAAACGCUAAAUUAUUUCACAAAUACGUUGUUAUCGGCAUUUUAUUUUGAUAUCAUCAAAGAUAGAUUAUACGCUGAUUAUUUAACAAGUCAAAGCAGGAAAAAUGUGUUAACCGUUCUUUACCAUAUCUUGAAUGUUUAUGCCAUAACAUUAUCACCGAUAGUUCCACAUCUUGCGGAAGAAAUUUAUGAGAAUUAUAAAACUGUAGGACCCAAGGAAUAUGAUAGUAUUUUCAGAUUAGGAUGGUAUAAUUUGGAAGAAAAAUGGAAUAAUCAACCUUUACGACAGGAAUGGGAUGUUUUAAAACAUUUAAGGAAUGACGUGAAUCAAUUAUUAGAAGUCGCUAGAAAAGACAAUUCAUUGGAGGCUAAUGUAGAAUUGUACGUGACGACUACGGAAUUAUUCAAUUUAUUACACAGACAUAAAUUGGAUUUAAAAUCUAUAUUUAUAACCUCCGAUGCAACAAUAUCAUCAUUUGACAAUGAUUCACGAUUAACUGAACCUACUCCAAGUUAUAUUCAUGAAACUGAUUUUCCUGAAGGCAUAAAAGGAAAUUGUAAAAUUGUAGUUAAAAAAGCUUCUUUAUUCAAAUGUCCUAGAUGCUGGAAUUUUAAUGCACAAAUUGAAGGUGGAUUGUGUAAAAGAUGUGAAAAUGUUUUGGCCAUAAGUUAA